AUGUCCGUGCGACCCUUCUCUCCGAGCGAAUCCUUUGCUUUCCCGAAACCCCCAGGGCUGUUACGACAAUCUUUACAGGACAUGCAAGAUCCGUUCGGUGACAAUUCAUCCUACAACAUCUCGCGUGUCUCGAUCGCCGCCACGGCGCCUCGCUCUUCGCACCCUCCUUCUAUCAGCUCCGCUCAAAACCCUUUCGCUGACAGCGCAAGCGUCGACACAGGCCCCUCCCCAAUUUCUGACAUCGUACCCGGCAUCCCGCACAAGAUCUUCCGGCCUUUCGCUCCUACCCUCGUUGACGAGCUGGCAGUGGAAGUGGGCGAAGAGGUGCUUGUCCUGCAAGCAUUCGAUGAUGGGUGGGCACAAGUGAGGAAGGGGGAGAGGGGGCCUAAGGGGCUGGUUCCUCUCGACUGCUUCAGGGAACACGGGGAGAACAUCCCAGCUUUCCUGGCUUCGAAGAGAGUCAGCAGCUUUUUCGUGGAAGCUCUAUGA
Heterobasidion irregulare TC 32-1 is the source of this 489-nucleotide messenger RNA. RefSeq lists its product as uncharacterized. Gene Ontology annotation, molecular function: protein binding. Lineage: Eukaryota; Fungi; Basidiomycota; Agaricomycetes; Russulales; Bondarzewiaceae. The coding region runs from base 1 to 489 and encodes 162 amino acids. The transcript has a single exon. The record is from RefSeq and is a predicted model, not a curated record.